CUGUCAUUUCUGUCCCACGUUAGAGUAACGUUAACGUCAAAUUUGGAAGAGACUGUUUUGGACGUGAUAACGGGACCGAGACCUGCCAAGCUGGAUGGGUAACGAGAGCUAGCUCCCUGGCUAACUACCUUUCGCUAGUCUGCUAUAACUAUCACUACGGCGCGUCAGACAGUGCUCCUGUCAGAGAGGCAAAUUCAGCUGUCAGGGGAGAAACGCUCUGGAAUUCAUAAAAGGGGAUCAUUCGGCUAUCCUCUCAUUUGCUCGGACCAUUCUGUAUGCAUUGCUUUCAGGACCACUUAAUGUUGCACAUUUUGCACAGUUGUAAGUGAAAGGCUUUAACAAAUGGACUGAAGCGGAACGAAUUAAUUAUUUGAGAUAAGUAUUUAGUUAACCAGAAACAUUGUGGUCUAUGCGUUGUCAUAUCCUCAUUCAUUGGAAACCGAGUUAUGGAGCUGCCUGUCAAGAUAAAGAAGUUCAAUAUGCAUGCGGGAUCCUCGGACUGAGUGACUCGUGUUUGACGUUGUUCAGUCAUCGUGUUUUCCCAACUAGGAAUAACUGCUCAUCUGACCUUUUGAAACUAAUUGGACUACUGGACUACAGUUUGUUACGCAGGACAGAGGCAAAACACAGAACGAUCUUACUGUUUUAUUCUCACAUCACUAGCAAUGGUUUGGACCCAGGUAAACGGACGGACAUGCAGUCGUCGGUUCGCUCAUAGCUAACGUGCGUCUACGCGCAAUAGAAGGCUGCAGUAAGCGGACAGUAGCAUCGUUGUAUGAGGAUAUGUAAUUGAAAAGGCCUAUGCAAUACCAACAUAUACCUUAAUUUGCUGAUAUUUUCUCUUGGGAUACCGACACGAGCUUGUACUUUUUACUGUAUUUCUUUUUCACGAUAGCCACGGUCCGCAGUGACAUGGUUGUCCCAUACAGUACUGUAAACAGUGUAUCGUCGAGAGGGCCUGUUCUGAUACCAUCUACAAUUCAGCACCCGCCUUAUGGCCAUUAUUAGUCAAUAUUGGCGUUGAUCUAAAUAACAGAUCACUAGAGGAGCUGGAUAUUUCAACAUUUUUUGAAAUACUAAUCUAUGUAAAGCGACGGCGACUGAAAAUAUUUUUCUUCAGAGCAAGGACUGGAGGAUCAACCUGACGUGACUGUAAGGAUUUUAUCAGAGGGGUCGACCGGGGAGCAAAAAUGGGAGCAGCUACGAAAUUGGCAUUCGCCGUUUUUCUCAUCUCCUGUUCCUCAGGUGCCAUCCUGGGCCGCACGGAGACGCAGGAGUGUGUGUUCUACAACAUGAGCUGGGAGAAGGAGCGGACCAACCGCAGCGGCAUCGAGCCGUGCGACGGCGAGAAGGACAAGCGGCGCCACUGCUUCGCCACCUGGAAGAACAGCUCGGGCACCGUGGAGGUCCUCAAGCAGGGCUGCUGGCUGGACGACGUCAACUGCUACGACAGCAGUGAGUGUGUGGAGAGGAAGGAGUCUCCGGAUGUGUUCUUCUGCUGCUGUGAGGGGAACAUGUGUAACGAGCGCUUCAUGCACAGCCCAGACCCACAGGCAGUGCAGGGCAAGUCAACCACACACAGCCAGAGAACAGCGACGUCCAACCCGUACCCCCAGAAUCCCCAGCUGUUCCACACGCUGCUCUACUCGCUGGUGCCCAUCAUGGGCAUCGCCGCCAUCGUGCUCUUCUCCUUCUGGAUGUACCGCCACCACAAGCUGGCAUACCCACCUGUCCUGGUGCCAACCCAGGACUCAGGGCCCACUCCCCCCUCUCCUCUGCUGGGGCAGAAGCCACUGCAGUUGCUGGAGGUCAAAGCCAGGGGGCGCUUUGGCUGUGUGUGGAAGGCUCAGCUGCUCAACGAAUACGUGGCCGUGAAAAUCUUCCCCUUACAGAAUAAGCAGUCGUGGCAGAACGAAUAUGACAUGUACAGCCUGAGUGGUAUGAAGCAUGAGAACAUUCUCCACUUCAUCGGCGCCGAGAAGAGAGGCAGCCACCUGGACGCGGAGCUGUGGCUCAUCUCUGCCUACCACGAGAGGGGCUCGCUGACUGAUUACCUGAAGGCUAACGUGGUGUCCUGGAACGAGCUGUGUCACAUUGCCCAGACCUUGGCCCGGGGUGUUGCUUACCUCCACGAGGACAUCCCCGGCCUGAAGGACGGCCACAAGCCCGCCGUCGCUCACAGGGACAUCAAGAGCAAGAACGUGCUGCUGAAGACCAACCUGACGGCCUGCGUGGCUGACCUGGGCCUGGCGCUGAAGUUUGAAGCAGGCAAAUCAGCAGGGGAGACCCACGGACAGGUGGGCACGCGGCGCUACAUGGCGCCUGAGGUGCUGGAGGGCGCCAUUAACUUCCAGCGCGACGCCUUCCUGCGCAUCGACAUGUACGCUGUGGGCCUGGUGCUCUGGGAGCUGGCAGCACGCUGCACUGCUGCGGACGGGCCUGUGGAUGAGUACAUGUUGCCAUUCGAAGAGGAGGUGGGACAGCAUCCAUCUCUAGAGGACAUGCAGGACGUGGUGGUCCACAAGAAACUCAGACCCACACUCCGAGAGUGCUGGCAGAAGCAUGCUGGUCUGGCCAUGCUGUGUGAGACCAUCGAGGAGUGCUGGGACCACGAGGCGGAGGCGCGGCUGUCGGCGGGCUGCGUGGAGGAGCGCGUCAUCCAGAUGCAGCGGCAGACCAGCCUCAUCGCGCCCGAGGAGAUCACCGUCGUCACCAUGGUCACCAACACAGACUUCCCGCCCAAAGAGUCCAGCCUAUGAUGGCUGUUCGCCACGUGAAAAAGGGGGCGGGGCGGGGGCGGGGCAAGGACAGAUGAAGAAUGAGUGGAACUGACCCAAUCAGACGGCGGCACCAUCUUCACCUCCACUUCCUGGUUCACCCUAAGCAGAGAGGCGACCUUUCUCUGACCUCUGAGACUGGCAGCUGGGGUUGCCGUAGCGAUGGUGUUGAGUUUUUGUUUUGUGAAGCGUGAGGUGGAGUGGGGCUUCACCUGUCCUGACCUGCCUCCCCCCCCCCCCGUCUCCAACCUCCUCACAUUCAGGAAUAUCUGCACCCACUCAAGGGGGCGCCCUCGUACCACCACCACCACCUCGUUUCAAUAAUAAAAAAAACCUCUCAUCACCGUUCAUGUGUGCCUGAAGAGUACAGACAGGACUGCAGGUGCAAAACAACUGCCCCUACAGCAGGGGCAAAAAAAAAAAUAACCGUGAGCUCAUGGGGCAAAUCACCAUGGAAACAAGAGGAUAUGUGGAUAUGUGGUGGUUAGAAACAGCCCUCGGGGGCAAGUGUUGUGUUAAGAUUUUAUUUUUUAUAAAGUAUAUAAAUACAUCGAAAUAUGACAUCAGAAGGAAGGGACUUCUCCACUGGAUAUACUCCUGGUUUGGGGGGUGGGGGGCGGGGUUGUUAAUGAAAAAGAAAAACGACUAAAACAAAAAUAUGAAAUAAAUGAAGAGGACGAGACUCUGUGAAAGACUAGGUGAGGGAGAAAAAGGGCAACCUUCUUUUUAAAAAAGACAACAAAAAAAAGAAAAAAAAUAUUUGCUGUUCACUCUGGUGUUUUUAUGAAAUGACUUAUGGUAAUGCCAAUUAAGAUACAGCUUCUGAAUGUUUGGUGUGCUAGUGUUGUACAUAUAUCAAUGGAAAACCAACCAACCUACAGUACAUGCUAAAUCAAGGGUUUAUUGCUUGUCAGUUUUUUCUGGAAUUUUGUUUCUAAGCAUUACAUUUUAGAAAGGAGACCAUAAACCUCCCUCAACAAGCUAUACCUCAGUUCCACAUCUAUGACAAAUAAUGCACCCACACACACACACACACACACACACACAUACAAACACACACACACACACACACACACACACACACACACACUCUCUUUCUCACUCUUUUUUUUUUACUUGAAAGAAAGACGAUGUGAGGAAGAAAAAAACAUGGGAUUGGGAAAAAAAAAAUGUAAAAUGUGAAUCUCUCUCUAGUCGUUUUGUGAAACCUAAACUGAGGAUGCCAACUGACAGAAAUGCUAAGGCCAUAAGACUUCCAGACCAGUGUUUGACCUUUGACCUUCCGUUACUAUGCCUUUUCGCUUCCCGUGUCACCUGUUUUGUUUUGCUCUUGUACUUGCUUCCUUUCGCCCAUCAGAGCCACCUAACACUUAACUCUCUCAAAGCACUUUUGUUGAUCUGUUUUUGUUUUUGUUUGUUUUCCUUCCCAAAUACUGUACGUAUACGCUCGCUCAUCCUCACCACAAGGUGAAGAUUUCAUCAUUUUGUUCAAUGUGAAAAAAAGUUAACACUAAGAUUCUGUUCUGGUUUUUUGGUUUGCUGUGACAUGCAUAGCCUAGUUGACACUUUAUUUAACCGCCUUUAACCCAUGAUUUCAGUUUCCUUUCUGCUGAGUUUUAGUUCGCUGUCAUGUUUUUCUUUUUCUGUUUUCCUCCUCGUGAGACCCCUUGGUGAGGUUAGUCACGGGCCUUCCCUCUGAUUGGAACAGUGAUGUCAUUCCCCGUGUCCUGCGUUUUGUAAGAGCCCUUGAGAUCUGCAGGUAUCACACUUUGUGAGCCGCCUCAGGUAGCUGUCAUUGAGGACACCUGGACACACACACACACACACACACACACACACACACACACACACACACACACACUCAAACACACUCACACACAUACAUAUACAUUCGAUCAUCCAUGAGCGGCAGCUCUUUUGUUAAUUCUGGUGCCAUCAUUUAAUCCCCCAUCCUCUAUAUCAUGCGCCCACCAACACCCCCCCUCGCACCCCCCCCCCCCCCCCCAGCUCCCCACCAGCUCCCCACCAGCUUAACAGCAACUGGUAUUCUUGAGGCGCUUGUAGUGUGACAUUGUCAGAUCUUCUUGUUUCCUCAUCAAGAAAAGUUCAGAUUGCCAUGACAGGACUUACCGGAGUAAGUUCUCCGUCUCUCCCUCUUUCUCUCUGUGCUGCCUGGCCGUAGCAGCAUCGCAUCUACCUGUUCAAUUUCUCUUCUUCCUCCUCUCUGCUCUCUCAGCAGUCAGCAACUGGAAACACAUCAACCAUCAUCAUCUACAACAACAACAACAACAACAACAACAACAUCAGGGAUACAGUACUAUGCUUUUCUAAGUUACAGCAAUUAUGCAACCAACCGUGGUUACACUCAUUAUAAGGAACCACAUACAAACAAACAAAAAAAACCUUCUACAGACUGUAGCAUUUUUUUAAAUCAAAAACAAACUCAAAAAAAGCAAAAAUAAUUUAUUGCGUGAGAUGAAUCGGAGGGUUUCAUUUAGCCCAAUCUCUCUCUGGCCUGAGCAGUGUGAAGAACCAGGCCCGUGCCAACUCUUUUGUCUGGUUUAGAAAAAAAGAAAGGACACCAUCAUUAUCCUGACACUGUGUGUGUGUGUGUGUGUGUGUGUGUGUGUGUGUGUGUGUGCGUGCGUGUGUGCGUGCGUGCGUGCGUGCGUGCGUGCGUGUGUGUGCGUGUGUGUUAGGAAGCACUGCAGUGUGACAGGAAUGGUGGUGUUUGUGACAAACAGCCCUCGAUUCUCCCCUGGCAGGCUGAGUGAUGCGUGGCGUGUGUGUCGGUCUCCCUCUGCAGACCCCCCCCCCAUGUCAUGUAGCCGGUAGUGUCACUGGACCCACACCCCACACCCCUGCCUCUUCUCUGUGUCAGUGAUAAUGAGGUACUGACACAGGUGUUAUGCGCCAACCUCCCCAUCCCCUCCCCACCAAUCAGCACUUCCUAGUCACACUGUCCCAGCCAAUCAGCACCUUGACACCCCAACCCCACCCUCUCUGAGGUCCAUCCUCCUUCCUACAGUCUCUACUGUACAGUAACCCCCACUGCCCCCCCCCCCCCCCCCCCCCCUCCCCUGUCCGAGGCCAAGCUCACUAGAGGAGAUACAGGCCUCCUUUUGUAAGAAAUGCCCCCCUUCCUCCCUUUUGGUGUAAGCCAAGAAAUAUACAUAUAUAUAUUAAUAAUAAUACGGAUGAUAACCCAACUGGAUUGGCUGCAUAUUAUAGAAAAUGCACAUUUAUGUAAAUAUGAAUGUUGUUUUUAGAUUGUGAAUAUAGCAUGAGGUUGUUUCUAUUAUUUUCAAAGAUAUCACAAAGAAAAACAGUCCUUUAUUAAAAAAAAAGAAAAAAAAAGAUUAUUAUUCCAUAAGAUUUUACUGUUGUUUAUUUUCUAUAUCUAUUUUUAAUUGUUUUAAUUUAUGUCAGUGCCCCAGACCCCCACCCCUCUCGAAAGUCACUUGUUCUUAAGAUGAGGCUUUCUUCCUCUCAAUUUAGUUUUUUUCUGCUCAAACAAGGAUCAGAUGUAACCUUACCAAUGGCGCCGUGUUUAUAUAUAUAAAAAAGAAAAUCAAGUCAAGUCAAGUCAUAAUUUACCUCAGACAUCCCAGCUGACAUUAAAAUAAUCGAUGCCACCGAUCAGCCUCGGUACAGUGUUCCAGCAGCGUGUUGGUGUGCCAGUCGGCAUCUGACCUGCAGCAGUGUUGGUUUCUUUCUCUCCUUUUCCUCCUUUCUACAAACGCAUUACCUCUGAAACGCGACUGGCUAGCUCUGCUCAUCUCGCCUGCUUGGGGCGGGUUUUCACAUGGAGUUUAUGUCGCUAGAACCCUCAGUCUGCUCUUGGUCAGUCGGGGCCAGUCUGCAGCACCGACCGGAAAGGAUCGGAUCGACCCAACGUCUUUUCAAACGGACUCGCCAUUUUUAAUUGCUUUGCAAAAAAAAAAGAAAAAAGAAAAGAAAGAAAAGGAAAUUAAAUAAAAAGUAUUUCACCAACUGUUUCAGAAGGCCUGGUUGGAAGUGAUUGUUAAAUGUUGUACAGAAAAAUGUAUGCUAUUCCUUUAAAAAUAAAGUAUAGUGACUGCUCUGA
Sardina pilchardus (European sardine) is the source of this 6864-nucleotide messenger RNA. RefSeq names its product activin receptor type-2A. The record is from RefSeq and is a predicted model, not a curated record. The transcript has 11 exons. Bases 1191 to 2759 code for a protein of 522 amino acids. Gene Ontology annotation, cellular component: activin receptor complex; plasma membrane. Gene Ontology annotation, biological process: cellular response to growth factor stimulus; activin receptor signaling pathway; protein phosphorylation. Gene Ontology annotation, molecular function: ATP binding; activin receptor activity; activin binding. NCBI's taxonomy places the organism in Eukaryota, Metazoa, Chordata, Actinopteri, Clupeiformes, Clupeidae.